AUGAAAUAGUGGGAGAAACAAUAAAGUUAGAAACUCUAUGAAAAACGAAUAUAACAUGCUAAAGCUUAAGUCCCAAUCUCAAAUAAAAAGAAAUCAACUAAAGUCAAUGAAUCAAUUAACUCUAUGAAUUCAUCUAUUUCAGGAUUCACACUUAAAGAAAAAGAAGACAAAGAAUCUAUUCCUUUAUACAAAAUGUUGAAAAUAUAUCAAUUAUAACAAUAUGCCCAAUAACUAAUAACAAGAGGAUAUGGGUAUGAUUUAGUUAAAUUUGCAAUGCUUACAGACAAUGAGGUCGAAUAUCUGUCUACCGAUAUCAAAGUAUUACCAGGCCAUAAAGUUAAACUCCUUAAACUUAUAGAAUACAUUAAAGAAAUUAUUAAAACAAGUUUGCCCACACCUUUGAAUUAAUCUAAAUUUCGUAAUACGAGUUAUGCAAAAAAAAAUAGUAAAAUAGUAACUCAAUAGAAACCUAAAACAAGUCAAACAUAAAGAAUAAGACCUUAAUAAUAAUAAUAAUAAGUCUUUAACAAAUAAAAAUAAAUGAAAAUUACUAAUAUAGGCUUUGAUUUUUUUUAAGAUGAGAGUGAUUAUGAAGAUGAAUUCAAUUAAGCCUUAAAUUAGAUUAUGGAAAAAUACAAAGGAGAUACAACUACAAUACUCAAUUCUAAUAAUUAAACUCUAUAAAAUUAAUAUAGUAAACCAAUAUUAACAAAAACUAAUAAUUUUCUAUAACCUACAACAGGACCAAUUCUAUCUGAUAGUAGCAGAGCACAUACAAAACAAAAAGCAAAAGAUGAUAUUAUCUUAGUCAGUAAAUUUUAAGAUGAUAAAUUGAUUACAGAAGUUAAGGAGAACAAGUAAUAUUAAUAUAUUAUUUUUAAGAUUGAUAAAGAAUUUAGAAAAGCAAUUAAGCUAGAAAAGAAGAAAAUAAAAUUAUGAAGAAGAUGAUAAUUUGCCAGAUUUGCAAAUGUCAUAAAUUAGACACAUGUAUCUAUCAUAUGAUACUGGAAAAUUGACUUCUACCUUAGUGAAUUUGGAUAUUGAAGAAAUGAGUAAUUGUCUAGCUUGGGCUAUUUUAAAACAUAUUCAAUUUAGUAAAAGGAAUAACUAUUCUAUGAUGAAAAACUCUAGUAUACCUUUUUCUAUGGAUUUCAGAUUUCGAGGAACAGGCAUGAAUUAAUAAGAUACAUCACAAAAUCCAAUUGAAGAACCAACUUAAUUGCAUCUCUAUAUUGAAUAAUAAUAAUAGCAAUAAAUGGGAUUAUUUUAAUCAUAAUAAAUUUCAAAAUUAGACAAAACCAAUUUAAGUAAUAAAUAGAAUAAAACUUUGGCAUAAAUAAGCGAGAAAACCUUAAGCAAAGAUGAAAAUGAAUUCGAUAUUAAAAGAUAAGAAAUUAAAGAAAUUUUGAAGGAAAGCUAUCUUCAUUAAGAAUAAUUUGAAAAUGAUGAAAAUGAUGAUUAUUCAUAGAAUGAAUAAGAUUAUGAUGUCUGUUCAGAAGAAGAUAUUGACGAUUAAAAUGAGAAUUAAAUCAUCUAAAGUUAAUAAAAUGAGUAUGAAUCCUUCAGUCCAAUUAAACCUAAAUAUAUAUUACCUUAGCAAUAAUAAUUGUUUAAAGUUAAUAAUAUUUCUGAAGAAUCUUUAUAACAUAUUGAGGAUUCUCAAAAAAUAUACAAUUAUUCUUAAAGUAUGCCUUAUUAAGAAUAAUAAUCCUUAUUCUAAUCCAAAUUUGAUUUUAUAGAAAUGGAAGAGGAUGACAAAGAGAUUAAACUCUAAUAUUAAAAGAUAUAUUUUGAUGCUAAAACAGAGUAAGUUAUGCCAACAGCUGAAGUUGUAAGUAACUAUUGUAAAAACAUAAUUAUUACAUCCAAAAUGGAAAAAGAAGUGACUAUUCUUUGUCUAGUCUAUAUUGAAAGAUUAUUAACAUAAGCAAAUAUCAGUUUAGAACCAUAAACAUGGAGAAGAGUAGUUUUAAUAUCAUUGGUAUUCUUAUGAUUUUAACUAUAGAUUAUUGCAUCAAAGAUAUGGGAUGAUGAGUCUUUUGAAAAUGACAAUUUUGCUAAAGUAUUUCCUUAAUAUCGAACAAAAGACAUUAAUGAAAUGGAAAGAAUAUUUCUUAUCUUAUUAGAUUAUAGACUCCAAGUAUAUCCUGCAGAAUAUGCUAAAUACUAUUUUAUUUUGAGAAUGUACACUGAAAGCAAAAAGAAAAGCUUUCCUUUACGUCCAUUAGAUUUAAAUACUAUCAUGAAACUAUAAAGACAAUCUAAUUAAGCAGAAUAUGGACUGAAAUAAAAAUAUGCAUAGAGUUUAAAUAAAUCUUUUUGA
Paramecium pentaurelia is the source of this 2323-nucleotide messenger RNA. The record is from the annotation of a GenBank genome assembly. Lineage: Eukaryota; Ciliophora; Oligohymenophorea; Peniculida; Parameciidae.